GGCAAAUACUCCACUCAGACAGUUAGUGUACCAUUUCUCUGACGUUAACCCCUAUUCAUUGUGGGUCAGGCUCGAUUGAAAGUUUUCAGAUAAGGGCACUUUAAAUGAACUAAGUUUUCUCACAGCUGGAUCAGUUAGGUUUACAAGAAGCGUUACGUAGGGCAGGAGAUUACCGAAAAGGCUCUUUUGUAUUUUAAUCUUAUUGAUUAUGGGAUCCUGUGGAGCCAGAAGGGGAACUGAGGCAGAGAGUGACUUAACGACACAGAUUUGCCGGAUCUGAUACAUGCAUGGCUGAGCAGGAGAUUGGUUUGAGCAGACACUCAGUAGCAGACGUCAGUUGACCAAAGAAGCAGACGUGACUUGACCAUACCAGCAGACGCGGAAGGCUCAGAGACGUCACUCCUUGUUGUGAGUGGUGAAGUGAGGGUCAGAUAUUACAGGACCACUGUGAGUCGAACACUGUCAGUUAAACUUUGAUGUUUGAGGCCAUCUUCAGGACACAGCUCCAAAGAGUUUCUGUGGGACUGACAUGUUGUCUUCCUUUUGCCAUCGUCACUUGCGGAAUAUGUUGAUUUUGUCAAGGUGUUACAUUUGUUAAAAAUGUUUUAGGCAGGUUUUUACAAUCAGCCUAGUCUUAGCAAACAUGGACAUUUACCUCAUUUAUAGUCCUUUUGAUUCUCUGGACAUCAAAGUAAACAGAUUUCAAGAAAUUCUAAUAUGGAAGAUGCUACGUGAUGCAAGAAUGUCAUUGCUGUGUUACUCUAACAAAAGGAAGGAUGUCAACGAUUGCUGAAACUUAUGGUGGCGACUAUUACAUGGAUACUUCAUGUUCUUGAUGCUGCUUUUUGAAGGGACAUUAUAGUGCUUCAUCAUGACAAAGAGACCAUUACGUGUCAUUCCUUUGGUCUCUGAUUCAGAGAGCCAGUGGAAGUUUGGCCCAGUGCGAAAGAGUGACUAUUUAUCAGAAGGGGAAUCCUCUAAGAAUGGUACAGUUCCCUAUGUGUCUGUCAAGCGACGAAGUGAUGGGAAAUAUGUUGUGGUAGAGAAAUACCCAAGGAAGUUAAAACCAGUGAGUAAGCUUAACUCCCAUAAUGCGCCACUUGCUCACAUGGACUAUUCAUCAGAAGUGAAAUUCCGAUCCAUUAAACCAGACUGGAAGUACUCACAACGCCAUAGAGUGCUUGGGGACCAUGAUAAUAGCAGUCUUCUGCCUCCCAUAGACCUCGGGUGGACAUCAGAUUCAAAGAUUGGAUCCUUGGACAACAUUGAGCAUACGCCAAGAGGAGGUGAUAAACAGAUCGUCAGUCAUAGACUUAAAUGGGAGGCCAAAGCAAAGAUAGGAUCCCUGGACAAUAUUGACUUUGCACAGAGGACAGGAAGAAGCCUUAGUGAUCCCACAAGUAGUCGUAAACUUGAACCACUAGAAAAAACUCCACGAAAACUCCAUGUCAGACCUCGGUAUGGAGCUAUUGGAGAUGCAGGAGCUUUCGGAAACAAACACUACACACCAGGUGGCUCUGAGGUCGUGCGGCCAUCAGAGAGCUAUAAUCAUGUUAAAUCAAAAGUCGGAUCCUUAGAUAAUAUUGAGCACCAGCCCCUCGGUGGGGAUGUGAGAGUCCCUUCAUACCACAACAACUGGCAAGCAGAGUCUCAAAUAAGAUCCCUGGAGAAUCUUCACCACAAGCCAGGUGGUGGCGAUGUCAUUUUCCUACAGGAGAAGCUUCAUUGGAACUCUGGGCCCAAGGUGGGUUCCCUGGAGAACAUCGACCACAGCCCUGGUGGGGGUCACAAGAAGAUCUUCAAUAUGAAGCUGAACUGGCAGUCAGGAGCCAAGGUUGGCUCCCUGAGGAACAUACAUCAUGUUCCAGGGGGUGGGAUGGUGAACAUGCCUGAUCAUCCACUCCGAUGGAAGUCAAAAGCUAAGGUGGACAAUAAACCAAAGAAGAAGAAAAGGGUUUCAGAACUACACUUGUCAUUUGAUUCUUUAGAUUCCUACGAGUGUGAGUAUCUUGACAUAGUAACUGGUAGAGCCACACUGUGAUAGUCCUAGUCCUCACCUUAGAAAUGUAGACUAGCAAUCUGGAUACUCUUUCCUGUACAUCUUCAGCUUCUUCAGUUGAAAUGAUUACAGGUAUUUUCUGCCAAGAUCACAGAAUAUUCCUCUGCUAUACACAAAGAUUCUAUGUCAAUGCACAUCUAUACCAAUGUUAUUUUGUGUUUUGUUGGUUUCUAACUUAAUGUCUGUAAGUAUAGAGGAUUCAGUCAGUUCAAAGAUUACAAUUUCAAACAAAUCAAACUCCAUAGGCUUAAAAACAAUGUUUCAAGAGACUAGUUAUUCAAAGUUAUAUCACCGUUUAGGAUAUAUAUUUAGGUCUGAUCUAUUUCCAUUUCAUCGAUGAAAUAUUCUCAAAAAUGGUUUAUAAAAAGAACUUUGUGUGGGAAUAAUAGUGAGUUGGAUUUCAAUGUCAGAGGUUGCAAACUGUCAAAGUCGUCCAUAUUACUUGUUGGAACAGGGUAAGAUGGAUUCAUACUACCUUUGAAACUUUAGAGUACAUAUUUUUAUGCACUGGCUAUUAACCAAUCAAAAGUUGAAUUAAUCUCUUAAUUUAUGAAGGUAAUAAGCACUAAUCUUUAGCAGAUUUUCAUGCAAACAGAUACAGACAUCAACUGAGGGUAGGAAUGUAUUAAAAUAUGUAUGAAAUGUCAUCACCAGAGAAUAAGCAGUUUAAGUUAUCAGAAAAUACAGAUUCCAUUGUGCAAAAAUGAAUAUGACUUGAUCACUGAAAAUCUGCGAUGACACUAGAUGAAGGAAAGAAGUGUUGAUGCUUAGGUGUUUCACAUCAUCGUCCUCUAGCCAUAUGUAUAAUUGUCAUUCACUUCUAUAGCUGGGUCUAGCUCAAGACCACUGUGUAGAUUGUAUCCAUUAUACAUUCAAGCUCUUUAACUUGUGUAAGAAAUAGGACUCUUUGUGUGUGUUUUCACAAUAAUA
This is a messenger RNA of Haliotis rubra (blacklip abalone), 2989 nucleotides long. RefSeq names its product microtubule-associated protein tau-like. The record is from RefSeq and is a predicted model, not a curated record. Bases 872 to 2041 code for a protein of 389 amino acids. Lineage: Eukaryota; Metazoa; Mollusca; Gastropoda; Lepetellida; Haliotidae. Gene Ontology annotation, molecular function: microtubule binding. The transcript has a single exon.